This is a messenger RNA of Spea bombifrons (plains spadefoot toad), 961 nucleotides long. RefSeq lists its product as uncharacterized. NCBI's taxonomy places the organism in Eukaryota, Metazoa, Chordata, Amphibia, Anura, Pelobatidae. The record is from RefSeq and is a predicted model, not a curated record. The transcript has 6 exons. The coding region runs from base 152 to 961 and encodes 269 amino acids. Gene Ontology annotation, cellular component: intracellular membrane-bounded organelle. Gene Ontology annotation, molecular function: phosphatidylinositol binding.
UUUGGUUUCCCUAACAGCUGAAGAAAAAGGGCAGGCAAGAGUUCCACCUACCGGAAACAAGCUAAACAUGCAUCAUGUGACACAGCAGGUUUUGGAAAGAGCAACUUGUUUAAUUCAUUGCUAAGAUCUGGAGCGUGUUAAGUUUGCAACAAUGUCUUUCUCCUGUAAAGUAAAGUUUUACGUGUCUUAUUUCUGGAUGGCAGUCGGUAUGAUGUGGAAUUAUCUGUACGCGGGUUGGAAUUUGCUCUCAUGGACUACAGAAAAGAACAUUUCUGCUGGUAGUGAAAGGAACACACCCGAGGAAGUUAGGAGAAAAAGACAGUGUGAUACGGUAGAUUUCCCUUAUACUAAUAAUACGGAUAUCAAGGAAGCCCUGGAAAGAGUAAUCCGGUGCAUCUACUCCUUGUGUAUUUCUUCAUGGCUUCAUGCUCCAGAAGAGAUACAGAACCAGCCUCUAUAUAAGCCAAUCAGCAAUGCGAUUCUGGAUACCUGCAAUAAUAUACAAACAAAAACAAAGCAUAUUGACAACUACAAAAUAAUUCUUAUGAUAACUAAAGGUUUAACUGAUCAUGUAAAUAAAUUUAAGAGUCACGCAGCAAUCACAAGCAAAAUGAAUCGUGAAGAGGAGGUGAAUUUCCUACGACAGAAGACAAAAUCUCUUCUACUUUACUUCUUAUCAGAUACUCUAAAAAACUCUGAUUACAUAAUGCCCUUAUUAACGGAAGCUUUAGCUAUACCGGUUUUAGAGAUGACGAUAAAUAAUUUGGCAGAACCCACUGUCAUCAAUCAACUGAUUGUCAAUUAUUUAGGCUCUCAAACAGAUGGGACUCAAGGACACCCAGAAAUGUCCACAGAAAAUGUUUCACAUUCUGACCUGCAGACCGAUUGUCAGAAACCCAAUCGGAAGAAGAAAAAAUGGACAAAAUACAAAAAAGGUAUAUUUCAUAACAACCGCAUCUAG